AUGAAAGCAUUGGACGCGAUUUUAUUGAUAUUACUUGUUAAUAUUAUGUUAAGACAAACAUUGGACAUUAAAAAUCUUUGCCUGUUCAUAGGAGACGCUUUUACUCCAAAAAUAUUUGAUGGACAAGAUCGAAGAAUUGCAAAUCAAGUCAUUAAUAAGAUAUUUUCUGUUUCUAAGACAAAUUUCUUGAACGCAGAAUACGCCAUUGGCUCGGAGGUCUACGAUAAAAUUAUGGAUACAAUCACACAAGUUUCCAAUCUCAAUCCAUUUGAUGUUUAUCAGAAGGUACAGGAUCUGAAACCCUUGCCAUAUGAUACCGACUUAAGAGCAUUUGGAAAUAAGACAAACUCUGUUGUUUUCUUUUGUGGAUUUACAUUGCAUGCAAUGUUGUGUGAGAUUUUCAAGGUCGCCUCUCCUGAUCCCAAGCAUGAGCAUUUAUGGAAGGUGCUUAUUUACAACAGUGGCGAUGGGGUGGAGUAUCACCCAGAGUACCAUGUUGGUCCAAAGAUAAAAUAUUCACCAGUUGUCAUAUAUGAGGGUCCUCCGUUUCUUAUCAAUGAAGCCUGGGUUGAGGC
Messenger RNA from Mitosporidium daphniae, 575 nucleotides. RefSeq lists its product as uncharacterized. Lineage: Eukaryota; Fungi; Microsporidia. The record is from RefSeq and is a predicted model, not a curated record. The annotation marks the transcript as partial. The transcript has a single exon.